CAUGCUAGACGGCACACGCGGCGUAUGAGUAAUAUCACUUGGUCUUCUGAAACAGUUUUAUUGGAUUUUGGCGCAAGCAGGCAAAAAAGCCGGCAAAAGUGUCCCCACGUUGGUGUAUGUGUGUAUUCGUGUGCGUGGGUUGCCGGAAAUACUUUAAGCAAUCGAAAGGCAGAGAAAACAAAAACCGAAGCAAAGGUCUAAGCAAAUUAACUUGGCCCAUUCGUUAUAUUGCGGUCAUUGUUCUAGUGGUUAUUAUGUUUGGUUUUUGCCCAGCUCCCCUGCCAGCGCGAAAGUAGGUUAAUUGACGUGUGUUGUGGGCGUAUCUACAAGGAAAAUAAUAAAAAUACACCUUCAUGUAUAAAAACAAAUACGAGAGCUGCAAGUGAAGUGGUCAAUUGCCGCAGACAGGGGCGCUGAACCCUCUCGAACAAUAAAAAGGUUUGAGCAGAAGGCCAAUUUAAGGUCACUCGAGCAGCAGGAGGAGGUGGAUCCUUGGAGCAGGAGCAGGAGCAGCCAAUGCAACCUGCACAGACAUCAUUAGACGUGAAUAGCAACCACACAAAAUGCUGAUACUGCUGCCGCUGCUCGGUAUUUUUGGUAAUGGUCUCGUUGCUGAAGUCGAGGCGAGUCUCAGUCUGGGCUUUAAGGCCAUCAAAUUGCCCAGGCAUCCCAAUCCGGCCAAUUGCAGCGUUGGCAACACAACAUUCGCACAUGGAGUCACAUUUAAAUUGGACUGUAAAACCCAAUGCGUUUGCGAGAAUGGCCGCCACGCCUGCUCGACUCUCUGCCCCAACGAGCAGCUGCCUGCGCCGGAGGACACGAUUUCCUGCCGAUCGCCGCGCCUCGUCGAAGUGCCCGGCCACUGUUGCAAGAUGUGGCUCUGUGAGAAUCCAACAGCUGAUGUCUACGCCACCUGCCACAACAGCACCACCAGCGGCAACUGGACCGCCUGCAGCCGGACCUGCGGCCUUGGCACCGCCACGCGGCACACCUCCACCCACGCGGGUUGCCACCAACUCAGCAACUUGCGGCUCUGCGAGAAUCGCAGGUGCGACAAGGACGAGCACGAGGACAAAAUGCGGAGCAGGAGCCUCAGGCCGUUAGUUCACCAGCGGAAACAGCAUCAUGGCCACAGCCACAGCCACUCCCAUCACUCCCAGCAUUACCACAACCACCAGGAGCGAGUGGAGCCGGCCCACAGGAUACGAAAGGGCCACGAGUGCAGGAGCAUCCAGCGACUGGGUCCUGCCAGGAUUCGCCUGGGCGAGUGCGUUUCCCGAAAGCUGUAUCGACCGAAGCUCUGUGGACGCUGCCACCGCGGGGUCAAGUGCUGUGCCCCGGCGGCUUCCACAACGAUACAGGUCGAGCUGUUGUGUCCUUUAAAUGCUGUCGAUCCAAUUAACUACGUAAAGCGAUGGGAGCUGGGCAGAAAAAGGCAACUGAAGGCGCCCCAGGAUGACGAGGAUAUGGGCGAAGACGAGGAUGAGGACGAGGAGGCUGUGCCGGAAAAUGCACAGUUAUGGGAUACCGUCGCCUUGGAGCCAAUCGAUCAGGAAUUCCUGCAAUCACAUCAGAUACAAAUCGAGAAUAAAUUCAUUGCCGUCGAAUGGAUACUGAAAUGUGAAUGCAGCACGAAUAAUUGCAAUGCCGACAGCAGCAACAUCAGCAGAAACACCAACGACAAUAUGUCUAACACAAAUAAAUAUGGUUAUUACAAUUACAAAAACAAUAACCACGGCCGGAACCGCGAAAUUAAUGGCGAGCCAAAUGAGCCGACCAACAACAACAUUGGCAACAACAAGGACAACGAAGCGGAUGUGGCAGACAACAACGGCAGCGACAACAACAACAUCGACCACAAUGAUGUGGACAACAUGUCCUCGGAACAACAGCCGGAUAUUAUACCCUAUCCGCUGAGUGUGGGCGAAUCCAGUUGGAAGGCCGAAAAGCUUCGACAGCAGCAACACGAGCAGCAGCAACAUCAACAGCAACAGCAACAACAGCAGCAGCAACAUCAACAGCAGUGGCAGCAACUCACAUAGCGUAAACGAUUCCCACGCAAGCCAUGAAAUAAAACCCGAUCGGAGGAGGGCAGAGAUAUAUAGAGGAGCGUAGAGUUUAAGAUUUGUACAGCAUAGCGAUACUUAAGGCCCCCCCGGAUGGUUAGGAUUGUAAAGGAAAACUGGAAAGGGACGGCGAGGCGGCAAGUUAUACUUAGGAUUUGAACAUAUCGAGGCAGUAAGUUUAGGUAUGUGAACGAUAGGGUUAGUACUAAACCAAGGGCGAACAACCAACACAGGCCGGAUAAAUAUUUUUGCAAGCAUCUAUACACAAAAGGCGGGGACAAGGAAACAUUUUCAGAAAAUCAUUCGAAUGGAAUGCUGCCCAAUAAUAACGUAACGUAAAUCUAAAUAAUAAUUUUAAAGACAUAGAUGUACAAGGCUUAAGCAAUUCAAAACCAAAUGAGCAAACGCUAAAUUCAAGUUAUAACUGUGCUAUAUACUCACUUGUAUUCAGAUCUACACGUACGCCUAAGACUCUGCUUGAACAAUGAAUUUAGCUGGAUGUAAAUGGACAAAGCCAGGACUACCGCGAUUUCCUGGUCAUAGUUUCGUUAUGCCCCCUUGAAAACCACACAUAUCCCCCGAAAAUAUCCCGAAACGAGUUCUCUGAUUUAGGUCGAGGUGUGAGGAGCGAAGCUUAGCCAUCACCCAUAUCAAUUGUAUCGAUGUAAGUCAACUCUUAGCUAGCGUCAGAGUAAUCCGUGUGCAGGCGAAAAUUCAAAUAAAUAAAAUGCGAAAA
Drosophila ficusphila is the source of this 2802-nucleotide messenger RNA. RefSeq lists its product as uncharacterized. Gene Ontology annotation, molecular function: integrin binding; heparin binding. Gene Ontology annotation, biological process: signal transduction; cell adhesion. The coding region runs from base 564 to 2042 and encodes 492 amino acids. The transcript has 10 exons. NCBI's taxonomy places the organism in Eukaryota, Metazoa, Arthropoda, Insecta, Diptera, Drosophilidae. The record is from RefSeq and is a predicted model, not a curated record. Gene Ontology annotation, cellular component: extracellular matrix.